UAACAAAAAUAAUUGGAAAUUAGUUAUCACUGUCACGCAGGCCAGGUCAAGACUAUAUGUAGGGUCGCAACCAGAAAAUUUUGGGAAGCACUGGUUUAUAGUAUUAGCAUUAUUAUGGCGAGUUCCUCGAUAGGCUCUCAUUUGAUUGUUUAGUCAAUGUUUACAUGCGGGACGCCUGAGGACGGAGGAGAACUCUGCCCCAGAGGAGGACCCAAGCCUGCCGUGCCCCGCCGAGCCCCAGACCCUGCCCCAUGGAGGACGAGGAGAGCAGGACCGUGUGGGUGGGCAACUUUGACCCCGAGGAGGUGACGCAGGAGGUCCUGUACGAGCUGUUCCUGCAGGCUGGCCCUCUUUACUAUGUGAAGAUACCAAAGGACAAAGCUACAGGGAGGAAUAAAAGUUUUGCCUUCGUCUGUUAUCGUCAUAGUGUAACUGUACCAUACGCCAUUGAACUUUUGAACGGCAUUGCUGUUUAUGGGCGAAAUUUGAAAGUGCAGAGUAGGAACCAUCAACAUCUUCAGCGACAAGGUCUUUCUAAUGGUCCUGGAGGCGUACACUCCCUUGAUCCUUCCUUUGGCAAGCCCAAGGUCAACCCUGGACCAACUCAGCCUUGUGGACAACAGGGUCUCCUGCAAACCCCAAGCCUCCUUCCCAUGCCAGGCAACAAUAUGAUAGCAAUGGCUCAGCAGCAGAUGGCAUUAUUAAAUGCCUGUCAGCCUAUUCCCCUCACAGUGAAUCCUUUACUUAAUGCUCAUAGAGAGCGCUAUUCAGACAGGCAUGGGUCAUUGAACUACAACAGAGGUAGCCCUUACCAGAGAGGUAACUAUUCCAAUGAUAACAGAAGUAAUCAUUCUAACUAUCGGGACUCAUCAUACAAUUCUAACAGGAGCUCCAAGGAUAAGUUUGGUGCGAUAGGUGACAUGCAGCAUAGUCAAGGCCGUUUUGAUUACAGCCGGUUAGGGGCGUCGUCUGGCAGGGACCACCACUCUCCUCGCAACAGUGACCAAUACAAGAGACAGGAUGACAGGUAUGACAGGCAGAGGAGUGGGUCUCAUCACAGUCAGUAUAAUAGUCCCCGGAGAUCGGACAGUCAUCAUGACAGGCGCCACUCAGAUCACCACAGUAGUAGGAAUAAUAGGCACUGACCUGUGUCACACCUUUUUUGGUAACAGUGUGUAAUGGUAUGUAUGUAUGUAUUAAGUUAGUAAUGCUAGAAGGGAAAUUAAGUGGGCUAUGUUUAUAAGCUCUGUCCCAUGUUUGUUGAUGAUCCCAGGAGUUGACCUGUACAGCUUAUUUUUAUCAUUGAAUCACCCAGCUUCUGUUCAGUAUCAUUAUUUUUGUGUUUCUUAUAACCUUGAAGCUUUCCAGUACUGCUCUGGUUUAUCAUUAAUUUUGAAGUAAUUACGGAUGAUUAGGAGUGGGUGGCUGUGCAGAUUUUAACUGACACCUAGUGAUAAUAUCAUUAGUUGCAACAUCUUUUAGUUUGACCAAGGGGACAACAUCAUUAGUUGCAGCUUUUUUUUUUAGUUUAACCAAGGACACAGCAUCAAGCCAUGCAUGCCACUCAUAAUCUCAGGGUGAUAAUUCCUUAUUAAUGGACACAAAACAGAAGUCUGUGGGUCCUGUAUAUAAUUUUAGGUUAUCAUAAAAGAAUAUGCAAGGGAAUUUGCUCAUGUUUUCUUUGUAGAAAAUGGCAGUAUCUUUUUGUUUAAACAACUUAUACCUAACUUUUCCUGUCGGUAUUAUCACAUCACAGUAUUAUGUAGCCUUGUUGUUGACAAAAAGGACUGACUGAACCAAGGUGUUGUGAUUCAGAUGGUUAAACUAGGGAGUAAGUUCUUUAUUUCUGUACUCCUUCAAAAUUAUUAUGUUAAAAAUGGGUGCACUCUUCAGGUAGCCAUCCAGGUUACUAAAACUGAAUGAUUACUCUCUCUUUUUAAGGUUUCUUAGCUGUCCCCUUUUUUUUUUUUUUAUUUAUUUUACACCAAUUACAUUACACCAUUUAAAAACUAUAUUGACAUUAUGAAGUAGGUUGACAAAAAGAGCUGUUUGUUUUGAUGCACUUAGAUGUUUCUUAGUACAGUGUUUCCUUUUUAUUCACAGGUUAUUCUAGAUAAAAGGUAUAUGUAUAAUGUUCUAACCCAGUAGCUACAGGGAUAAUGUUUCUUAGAGGCUCCUUUAAGUGGAUUAAUGAGAAAAAAUCAUCACUCAAGCAAAUCUUUAUAUGAUACAUAUCAACAUAUUUGUGAUCAGUUUAUGCAGCCUCUAUUUUGGGGAGUUAUGUCAAACCAAAAAUUUAGCCCGUUGCUGCUACCGGGUUAAAUGUGCGGCAUAAAUUUAAAAUUUCCACCACACACAUGAAGAAGCAAUAUAAACAAAAGCUGCAGUGCCCACUCCUCCGUGGGGGACGUAAAAAAAGUAACUCACGAAAAAUAAGGGAACACUGUAAAAUUAUAUUUGAUUUGCAAACAAACUUGUAUAUCAUGAGUAGAAAUUUAUGAAACUAGAUUAGUGGCACUGCAUGCAGGUUUACACAUUGUACUUGACAGUUUACUCCUGUGUUUUACAAAAUGGGCACCAAGCUCUGCCUUAUGGUAUAUCAGUGUGCAAAAGUACCUGAUAGCUUUUAGACACAGCAAGUUUAACAUUUCAGUCACUUGACAACCAAUUAAAAAUUAGCAAAUUUUUAAGGUAUACUUGCCCUUCUGAUACUUUAUCCACCUCGAGCAGUUGGACAUAUGUGAAUUUUAACCCCUGAUGUUGUACAGAACAGAUAUGCCAAUAUGAAGCCCCAAAUAUAUUUUAUUUGAUUUUCAGUGUAAUAUGUGCUGUUUGAAAUAUAUGCGUUUAGAUAUUACUUGCAAAAUAUGUCAAAUUUUCACAUCAAUCUUGUUCACUAGUGCAGUAGGAGGAUUUAUGUUUAUUAGUCAUCACACCCCUUAACCUUAUUAAUUUACCCUUUACCAAAUGUAUCUUUGGUUACAGAACUAUAGUUGCCCAUUUUCUCUAUGAUCAUUUUGUCAAAUGGUGUGGCAUGACUGGUGUGUUUUAUGUGUGCAUUUCUCUCCCCGGGUUCGUCAAAAACAAGCAAGACAAAGUGUACGCGUCUGUCAAACACUAUGGAAGUCUUGGUGUGGAGGAAGUCCUUCAUCGUGGGUGGCGUGUAAUCUUUAAAGAUGCCAGAUAUUUUUAAUGUAUUUUGUGUGGACAUUAUAUUGAUGAAAUAGUUAUUUAUCACAGGAAACUAUUUUUAUUUUC
Molecule: messenger RNA, 3258 nt
Organism: Eriocheir sinensis (Chinese mitten crab)
Lineage: Eukaryota; Metazoa; Arthropoda; Malacostraca; Decapoda; Varunidae
Product: RNA-binding protein 7-like
Exons: 2
Coding region: 252-1145 (297 amino acids)
Biological process (GO): regulation of alternative mRNA splicing, via spliceosome
Cellular component (GO): nucleus
Molecular function (GO): single-stranded RNA binding
Source: RefSeq, a predicted model, not a curated record